AUGCCUGCCAUCAUCACCGUCGCCUACCCGCGUCCGAGCGGAGAGGUCAAGUUCGAUCUCCAGUACUACCUCGACAAGCACAUGCCCCUGGUCAGCAAGACUUGGGGACCCAGCGGACUCAAGUCCUGGACUAUCACUGAACACUCCGAGGGUCCUUACGUUAUCCAAGCCAUCCUGCAGUGGGAGAGCGCCGGUGCGUUUGGCACCGCGGCGGCCACCGAGGGAGGCAAGGAGAUCUUUGCCGACGUUCCCAACUUUACCGACCUGCAGCCCAUUGUACUCACGGGCGAAGUCAAGGGCACGUGGUCGGCCUAG
This is a messenger RNA of Pestalotiopsis fici W106-1, 315 nucleotides long. RefSeq lists its product as uncharacterized. The transcript has 2 exons. Lineage: Eukaryota; Fungi; Ascomycota; Sordariomycetes; Amphisphaeriales; Sporocadaceae. Gene Ontology annotation, molecular function: oxidoreductase activity. Bases 1 to 315 code for a protein of 104 amino acids. The record is from RefSeq and is a predicted model, not a curated record.